AUGGAGAACGAUCAGGGUGUCCUUGUCGACCUUUACGUCCCCCGCAAGUGCGCGGCGACCAACCGACUCAUUACCUCGAAGGACCACGCGUCGGUGCAGCUGAGCAUCGUCGAUGUUGACGCCGAUGGCAAGGCUUUGCCCACCUCCACCAGCUUCGCCAUCUGCGGGCAGGUCCGUGCAAUGGGCGAGAGCGACGACUCGCUAAACCGGUUGGCGACGAAGGCCGGACUGCUCCGGAAUGUAUUUUCGUACCAAAAAUGA
Molecule: messenger RNA, 261 nt
Organism: Sparassis crispa
Lineage: Eukaryota; Fungi; Basidiomycota; Agaricomycetes; Polyporales; Sparassidaceae
Product: 40S ribosomal protein
Exons: 4
Coding region: 1-261 (86 amino acids)
Biological process (GO): endonucleolytic cleavage to generate mature 3'-end of SSU-rRNA from (SSU-rRNA, 5.8S rRNA, LSU-rRNA); translation; endonucleolytic cleavage in ITS1 to separate SSU-rRNA from 5.8S rRNA and LSU-rRNA from tricistronic rRNA transcript (SSU-rRNA, 5.8S rRNA, LSU-rRNA)
Cellular component (GO): cytosolic small ribosomal subunit; ribosome
Molecular function (GO): structural constituent of ribosome
Source: RefSeq, a predicted model, not a curated record